AUGCUGGCUGUCCGCAGCCUCGUGGCCGGGGCCGACUCGGAGUUGACGAGAGGACGUGAUCAGCAAACUGAGCAGUGGCAUAGCAGCAUCCGGUUCCUCGUGGUGUCGUCAGCUGUGCUUGCCAACAACAUCCUCCGCGUCUAUUGCAUUGUUUUCUUCGCUGAACAUCGCAAGUUACUGCUGGUCGGGUGGCAGCUGCCUUUCGAACUGUUGGGGGCGCUCCUCUCAGUUCAUAUCACCUGGAAGGAUGCUGAUGUUCAGCGACGGCUGAGGAACUCUUCGCUCGGUGGCCGAAUCCUCUUCGGGUUGCUGGCCUUUCUCAUCCUUGGUCUGUGCCAGGUGAUCCACGUGAAGAGGGCCUGGGCCCGUCAGUUGCGGAGCGCCGAGGUUCUUGACAGCCUGGACGACCGGGACUUCAUGUGGACAACGCCGGUGCUGGGAGGCGAGCGUGGGCAUCCUGUUGCCGUCAUCACCAACUUCUCCAUCGUUCCUGUCACGAUGUAUGCCUUUUUGACCAAGCGCUGCCUGCAUGUGGAUGCCUUCGGCGAGAAACCUUCCUCGAUCUGGUGGUGCGAGCCGAAGUCCGAACUUGAAACCUAUGUUCUAGCAGCUGGAAUCCUCUCGGCCCUCCUGGUGAUCAGCAUAUGUGUUGUAGACAUUGAUAUUGUAGUCUCCGCCUUCGUGGCGAAACGCUACCAUCUGGAUUUCCGGCGUCGGGGUUCACGUGUUGGUGUCUUGCAGAUCCUGUACCCUGCCGUGCACAUCAUCUUUCGCAUCUCAGAAGUGGUCGCAAGGAUCGCUCUAUUGACGGCCUGCAUGGUGGUGUCCGGCUUCGAGCUGCGGUUACCAGGUCUAAUUGCUUCGGCUUCCCUGUUUGCGCUCGACUUCCUCAUCACUUUGGUCAUCCUCAGGAGGUACUCGCCGCGAACUGAACGGUGGGGAAUCCACAUUUUUGUGGGGCUGAGCUUCAUGAUCGCAGACAUGACAAAGUUCGUGGAUCGGCCUGGCUUCUGCUACCCUGCGCGGCGUAUCAGCCUCGCUGUGGGGAGGUGGCGGAAGCUGCAGCUUCUUCUGAUCUGCGGCGCUGCUUAUGCAGAGUUUCGGUGGGGGGAGCGUCUGGAGAGGAGGGAUCUGCAGACAUACCUGCGUGGCUGGGCGAUUCUCGUCACUCUUGCUGCAUCGCUCCUGCUCAGCGAAGCUCUGAAGCUAACACCCAUGAUCGCUUCAACCGGCGACGAUCUCCACACGGCGGUUCUGAAUAACAAGAUCUCUCGCGUCCGAAAGCUUCUGGACACGGGCCUGGGGGGCGAAGCCUUGGAUGUCAACGGGCCGACGAAGGAUAGAGAGCAAGUCACGGCUGGGAUGCUGGCAGCAAAGGAGGGCUUCAUCGAGGCGCUUCGGAUGAUCAUGUCCUGCGGAGGCCGGGUAGAUGUACGCGACUCGAAGGGCGAGACCUGCAUCCAUUACGCGGUGAGGCAUCUGCAGCUUGAGGCGCUGGAGUUUCUGGUGCGCCAACAAGGUGCAGCACAGGUCCUGCACAGCUGCCGGGAGGAGCUUCGUGCUUUGGCGGCCCAGUCUGCAGGCCUGGACCUGGCACCGGAUCCAGGACUGCGCAACGAGCCCGCCCUGACAGUUGCGGAGACUUUGCCGGGCAGGGUCGUGGUGGAGUCAGCCGCCGAACCUGCCCAAUCGCCGUCCUUCUUGUUCCGGGCCUCCGCGAAGUUUGCGCGCAGGCUUAGCCCGGAUGAGGCACGCCGGCUGGUUUUGCUUUUGGAGCCCAACAGAGGCACCAGGAGAAACGCCGACGAGCAGCAGGGGUCGGGCAGGUGGCGCAAUGUGAGGACCCACUUGGCCAUGAGCCGGCACCUGCUGCGGCUCUUUCCGAAUGCUUUGGAGGAAGAUGUCCCCCAACUGCAUGAGCUGCACUCCGUGAGUGCACUCGUUUUUGGCCACGGUGCAGGCGCUUUUGGGCGGGCAUUCCUCCGUGUGGCGCCAGUGGCCGCAUGGUUGCAGUCCUUGCGGCGAGUGCGGGAGCUGGGCCAGGGGGCCUCGGGCACAGUGAUCGAGGUGGAGCUAGACGAUGGAGGCCUAAUCGCAUCUCCGAGCAGAUCUGGCUUCAUACGGCCAAGACUGUCGGUAGCUGCAAGGUUUCCAAGCGAUCUGCCCCUGGAGCCGCGCCGCUUUGCCAUGAAGCUGCAGUCCAAACGCAAUCUCGAUUGGCAAGCCUAUUCGGAGGUGGUAGCCCUUAGAAGGACAGGGCAUCCCUUCAUCGUGCGAUUAGAGCAGGCCUUCCAGACGCCUCACUACUACGCCUUGCUCCUUGAGCUCUGUCCCAAAGGGGACCUCAACCAGCUCUUGUGCAACACCGAAGAGGGCGGCCGGCGCAUGGGCUUGCCCGUGACCCGCGCUGCGAGGUAUGCGGGCCAAGUGCUUCUGGCCUUGGUUCACCUUCACGAGGUUCUGGGAAUCAUCUACCGGGAUGUAAAGCCGGAGAACGUACUCCUUUCCGCGCAAGAUGAGGCGAAGCUAGCAGAUUUCGGGCUCGCUCUCUAUGUGGGGGGCAACUUCUUCAGCGCCAACUACUCCAUGCCGAUAGCAGGCACGCCCAGGUUCCUGGCUCCUGAGCUGGUAUUGGGCGAGGAGUCAGACAGUGAGAUGUCGACGAUCGAGCAGGGACCUUUGCGAGAUGCGCGUUUCGAUCCUUUCAAGACAGACGCGUACAGCUUUGGCGUGACACUCUAUGUAAUGCUUUUGGGCGAAGACUGUGCUGAUCUGGAGCACGGAGAUGGCCAGGGCGACUAUUUGUGGAUAUUGCCAAGGAGGAUGCCUGACUCGGAGCAGACCGAGCUCCUCGAGACUUCCUGCCAGAGCGGCCGACUUCUUCCUGAGGCGAAGGACCUCUUGGAGCAGCUUCUUCCAUCCAGGCCGCAAAUGCGAAGGCGCUUGGCAGAUGCAGAGAUCAAGACCCAUAACUUCUUCCUUGUGGCGCUUGGCUGCAAGGAUUUAGAGGCACACCUGCUGAGUGAGGCAGGACACCCUGUUGCCAUGCGAACCACACCAUAA
Molecule: messenger RNA, 3063 nt
Organism: Symbiodinium natans
Lineage: Eukaryota; Dinophyceae; Suessiales; Symbiodiniaceae
Source: the annotation of a GenBank genome assembly